Messenger RNA from Gopherus evgoodei (Goodes thornscrub tortoise), 3042 nucleotides. RefSeq names its product centromere protein O (gene CENPO). The record is from RefSeq and is a predicted model, not a curated record. Lineage: Eukaryota; Metazoa; Chordata; Testudines; Testudinidae. Gene Ontology annotation, cellular component: kinetochore; Mis6-Sim4 complex.
CCCAGAAAUCCUGCUCCCCCCCGCCCUCCAACCACCAGAACCCAGGUGUCCUGCCCCACUCCCAACACCAGAGCCCCUCCUCCCAGGUGUCCUGCCCCACUCCCAACACCAGAGCCCCUCCUCCCAAAAGUCCUGCUUCCCCCACAACUGCCAGAAUCCAGGAGUCCUUACCCUGCCCCUAAAACCUAGGAGUCCUUGACCCCACCCCCAACUGCCAGAACUCCAGAGUCCCAGCCCCUCCCACCAACACCAGAGCCCCUCCUCCCAGGAGUCCUGUUCCCCCCGCCCACCCAAUUGCCAGAACCUGGGAGUCCUGUUUCCCCCACCCCAGAACCCAGGAGUCCUAGCCCCCACACACACACCAGAACCCCUCCCUGAACAAGGAAUAGAACCAGGGUCCCGCAGGGCAGAGAUCGGAACCCAGGAGUUCCGUGUCCUCCACUUCACCAGGUUCCAACACCCACUUGCUUUAGCAAGGUCACUCCAGUGAAGGCUGUUCUGAGGCAUUUUCCUGCACCAGAAAUCAACUUGGAAACAUGGUGUCUGUGCUCCUGCUAGUGUCUUACAGUCUGCACCCAUACCCAGUGCCUUGGGAGAGGCGUCCAUGAUCCUAACCACAGAAAAGCCCCAGAGUGAUCUCUUCAGCAUAAAGAAGCUUGCGGUGGCAAAACCCCUAGUGCUUUGUGGUGUAAUUCCAUGGGGCCAGUACCUACCAUGAAGAUCCUUCAUUCUACACCAAGCACUCUUGCCAUUGCCUAAGAACUAGACGUGACAAUGGAAGAGGCGACUGCUUACUUGAGAGAUGGGGUCCUAUCCCAUCUGGAAAAGCUAGAAGCUCAUGCACGGAAACUAGCACUGAAGCAAGAUGAAACUCAACGGCAGCAGGAGAAUUUGGUCAGGCUGAGAGCAAGAAUCCAGGAGCUGAGACUCCAAAGAGAUGAACUCCAGACCAAAGUGAAUCUGCAGCAAGUUAGGCUCAUCAGGCAGGAAGCCACCAGCAGUAAUGUGGAGCCCGUCCAGGCAGCGGAGACCAGAGGGCACGCUCUUCUAAAUGGAAAGUGGAAAAAUGUCAAGGCCAUGCUGCAAGCAUUUCAUCUGACAGGUCUUAGUGGGAAUUGAACCAACCAAGGAGUCUGGUUUCUGCAUCAGCACAGCUAUGAAGGCACCUACCUGGACUCCUACUACCUGGACCUCCUCAUACAGCAACCAGUCCAGAUUCGUAACCACUCUGUCCCCAUCUCAUCCCCUUGGCGGCAAAUAGCCAAGAAGUACUUGCAGACCAACAUCAAAUGCUUCCUGGCUAUGUUGUCUGAUCACCUGAAUGCUUAUGCUGGAAGGAAAUACCAGGCAGAUCAGUUACAGGACCAUUAUUCAGCCUUUCUCGAAGGAACCUUGCAGAGAAACUCGUUGCAUAAUGUACUGUUCUUUAAUUAUGAUGUGGAAACAGAAAGCAAGACCUUUCCAUUCAGAGCAAAGCUGGUUUAUGGCGAUCUCACCCGUAGUCUUCCAACUGAGGCCACUAUUACAUGUAAAGCAGGGGAUGUUUCUGACACUCUGGUAGAGAAGACAGCAGCUCAUUCAAACUUGUUCCGCCACACGGCUCUGCACAAAGCCUUCGAUUCCUUCAAAAGAGCAGCAGAAAGUCUGGAUCAGACAGCGUAAGCAGAUGGCGCCCUGUUCCCAGAUCAAAUGCACUCACUGUGCCUUCUGAUCGCUGCAAAGCUCCCUGGGAGGGUGCUGCUGUGUAAAUGCUUUUUAGACUGGACUGCAGCAGAGUUUUGGGAAAAUGCCUGCGGAAUAGCUAAACCAGUUCAUAGUACUGAGAGCACUGUCGUCUUGAGCAGCCUUUAGAUGCCUGGUCUCUGCAUAUCCUUCUAGAGCUCCUCUCCUCCGGCGUGUUGCUAAAGGGUUGCUGACAGAUUAACAUAGUUGCUACCAUGGCUCCAUAAUACUUCACCAGACUGGACAGUAGACGGACACAGGAAAUCCAUCUCUCCACUGAAAUGGGAAACCAAAAAGACUUUCAGAGCUGUCAGGUAAACGUUACAAAUGUCUUAACAAAACGUAGCUCUAGUGAAAGCUGUCAGGGGAGUGGCCUCGGGGCCUGCAAUCUUCCCUGUAUCCCUCCAGCUGGUAUCAAAUGGUGUAGAGUAAGUGUAAGCUUUCUCUAGGUUGCUUUGCAAAUGGGAUGUUUAGUUCUAGGCCUCAUGCUGCUGAGAUUAUCAACGAAGUCUCCAAUUCUGCAACUGGAUUCAUGCAGGACAACCUCCAUGACUUCCGUAGGGCUCUGUACGGGUGCAGUGUUCCUGCUGCAUAGGUCAGGCUUAUGUUAGCAGUUAGUGCUGACUGUGGUAGUGGAUUCUGUGACACGCAGUUAUCCUCCGUGAGAUGGACUAUGGGCUUGACUACACCGUGCAUUGGUACGCACUAGAGUAAACUCUAGUGUGCACUAGCUUUUACACCCCUCUGGUGUGCACUAAACCACUGCGUAAACAAGCCUGAAGAUCCUCCAAGGUGAAUACUGAACCACCAUCCUGUAAUAAUGUUUGGUUACUUCCAACAUCAACCCAAUUUAAAUCAAGUGUGCACACUUUGGUGUUAAUAUAACUGUGGUUAAAUCACCAAUGCAUUCAUUUAAAAAAAAAAAAAACUUCAGAAAAAAAUUAAAACUGACAACAGCUGUGAAAACCUGACUUUUUCCCCUGCAUUCCCAUAUUGAGCUACUUCCUUUGUGUCCUGGUUUAAGUGAGACUUUUGGCUUCCUUUUUAAAAUUCAUUAUUAAUGGCACUUUCACUUUUUAACUUUUUACUAAAUAUGCCUCAUGAUUAAAAAUGAAAUAAUCUUAACAAUCUAAUUUACUUUUCACUAUGGCGGUCGGCAAUUAUUUCUCUCAAGCCUGAUGAGUGAUAUUUGACUAGGCAAUUUUUCUUCCCAUUUGUCAUUCACCAUAGAAUCAUAGACUUUAAGGUCAGAAGUGACCAUUAUGAUCGUCUAGUCUGAUCUCCUGUACAACGUAGGCCACAGAAUCUCACCCACCCACU